UCUUACGUCACCGUUAAGACACCGGAAGUGUUGCUGGUUGAAUCUCAGCUGGCCAAAAGGACAAAAGCUGGGAUUGUUCUUCAAUUGUUUGUGCUACUUCCCACUAUGGCGGAGACAGACUUGUACACGAUGUACAAAGGGGUCCCACUGCCCACUCUCAUUCACCCUCCGCACAGUCUGAGGCGCUAUGAGACCUUCACUUUCCGACCAGAUGACAUUCUCAUCGUCACUUACCCCAAGUCCGGUACAACUUGGAUGCAGGAGAUCGUGCCCCUCAUCGUGAGCGGAGGAGAUCCUGCUUCAGUGGAGACCCUCCAUAACUGGGACCGUGUUCCUUGGCUGGAGGAGACUCGUAGUUGCAGUCUCAAUCUUGAUGACAGGCCUUCUCCACGCAUGUUUACCACACAUUUCCACCACAAUAUGAUGCCACCAUCUUUCUUUGAAGUUAGGCCGAAGGUCAUCUAUGUCAUGAGAAACCCCAAAGAUGUCUUUACUUCAACCUUCCAUUAUCAUGGAAUGGCUUCCUUCCUGGUUGACCCUGGGCCACAGAGCGAGUUUCUUCACAAGUUCCUGAAAGGAGAAGUUAUGUUUGGCUCGUGGUUUGAACAUAUUAAGAGCUGGCUGAAUGACAAAGAGCGAAUAUUCUACAUCUCCUAUGAAGAGAUGACAAAGGAUCUGAAGGACUCUGUGGCUAGAAUUGCUCAGUUCUUGGAGAAAUCUCUGGACAAUGACGUGAUCGAGAAGAUUGCAGAACGGUGCAUGUUCGAGAACAUGAAGAAAAACAACAUGUCCAACUACUCUGCAGUUCCCAGGGAAAUCAUGGACCACACAAAGACUGAGUUUCUCAGGAAAGGAAUAGCUGGAGACUGGAAAAACCAACUAACAGCAGCAGAAGCAGAAUACUUUGAUUCUGUUUAUAAAGACAACAUGAAACAUGUUGAUUACAAGUUUGCAUGGGAUUAAAAGCAAGGUACUAUAUUUGUACUAUACAUCAUGUACGUUGCUUCGUUGCUGUAUGAAGUGCUCUUUUUUUAAAUGAAUUUUAUGUUCUUUGUAUCCUUUGUUUCCCUUGUUUUCAUGUGUUUUGACCCUUUUGACUGCAUUGCAACCACAUAAUUUCCCCAUUGUGAGAUCAAUAAUGUAUUAUAUCCUAUCCUAUCCUAUAUCUAUUCACCCAGAACACUCCUGCACCCGAAACGCCUGGGGUGCAUAAAAACUUUUAGGCAAAGAGAUGCAUCAAAAGACACUCAACUCUAUUUUAUUAGUAAAUGACAAUGUCAAAUGAAAAGUAAAUGUAUAUCCACUACUAAA
Messenger RNA from Nerophis ophidion (straightnose pipefish), 1311 nucleotides. RefSeq names its product sulfotransferase family 2, cytosolic sulfotransferase 2 (gene sult2st2). The record is from RefSeq and is a predicted model, not a curated record. Gene Ontology annotation, cellular component: cytoplasm. NCBI's taxonomy places the organism in Eukaryota, Metazoa, Chordata, Actinopteri, Syngnathiformes, Syngnathidae. The coding region runs from base 106 to 963 and encodes 285 amino acids. Gene Ontology annotation, biological process: sulfation. Gene Ontology annotation, molecular function: sulfotransferase activity. The transcript has 6 exons.